Molecule: messenger RNA, 399 nt
Organism: Pseudogymnoascus destructans
Lineage: Eukaryota; Fungi; Ascomycota; Leotiomycetes; Thelebolales; Thelebolaceae
Exons: 1
Coding region: 1-399 (132 amino acids)
Source: RefSeq, a predicted model, not a curated record
AUGGGAUUAGGGGGACGAAAACAAAUGCUGAAAUUUGAUGGGGUCAUUGCUCCCCGGUCGAUCAGACUGCUUGACGGGAAACUAGCUCCAUUCGAGUUUUCUUUCUCCCUGACGGAGCCUGAACUCAACAGCGAGUUCCUGACGGAGGCUUUUCGUACUAUUCAGGACUUAGGAUUGCAUGGUGUCUUCGGGGUCCGAUACUUCGAUAACCACGACACCCAGCUUUCGGUUGAGAUCAUACAAGGAAACGCGAAUGUCAUGAUACCACGAGGAUCACUUUCAGGCCUGAUCGAUGCGUUCUGGGUCUUCAACCAAGAUGAAGACGAUAGAUGCCACUGCAGAGAACAGUGCUUUCCACAAGGAGGUUCUGAGCACCAGAAGAACCAUUCUUGCGGAUGA